This is a messenger RNA of Spea bombifrons (plains spadefoot toad), 1476 nucleotides long. RefSeq names its product collagen alpha-1(VI) chain-like. Lineage: Eukaryota; Metazoa; Chordata; Amphibia; Anura; Pelobatidae. The transcript is spliced from 6 exons. The record is from RefSeq and is a predicted model, not a curated record. Bases 15 to 1316 code for a protein of 433 amino acids.
UGAGAUGUUAUUUGAUGAAUUUAAAGGAGGAAUAUAAGAGCUAUAUGCAGUUUAAUCCUGAUACACAUUUUCCUUUUGUAGAAUGCCCAUGUGGCCCAGUAAUGGUCUUCUUUGUUCUGGAUAGUUCUGAAAGUGUGGGGUUCCAUAACUUUACACUACAGAAGGAAUUCAUCAUCCGUGUUAUCAGCAAGAUUACAAAAAAUGGAAGAAACAAGGGAAAGGAGCUGAUUGAAACUCGUGUUGGGAUCAUUCAGUACAGCCAUGAAGGAAAACAAGAGCUAUUGUCCAUGGAUGACCCCAAUAUUAAAACCCUAGCUCAAUUUAAGAGUGCUGUAAAGAAUAUGAACUGGAUGGCAGGGGGUACUUACACUGGGGAAGCAUUAGAUCUGGCCAAGCAAACUUUGGAGGAAUCGGUCCUUACACACAAAGUGGCGGUUGUGUUUACAGACGGCAGGUCUGAUGUACGGGAUCGCAAAUCACUGGCUUCCCUUUGCACCGUACCCAACAUGAACGUAAUUGGGAUAGGCAUUGGCGACAUAUUCAAAAGAGCUCCGCAUAUGAAGGCGCUUCAAGAAAUCACCUGCCAAGGCAAAAAGGCCCAAGGGAUGCAAGUUCUCAUAAGAGAAUACCAUGAGCUACUGGAGGAAUCUGUCUUUGAAAAUAUCACUAAGUACAUUUGCAAAGAUUCGGUAUGUCCGGAUUUCACUUGUCAAGUUGAAUUUGAAGAACCUACAGACAUCGUGUUCUUGAUGGACGGGUCCAGCAGUGUUGGCUAUGAAAACUUUGAAAAAGUGAAAGUGUUUGUUAAAAUGGCAAUUUCCCAGAUCUUGUCAGAAGAAAUGAACCUCAAUAAAAUGCUCAGGGUUCUGGUGAUUCAGUAUAGCGGUACAGGGAUGCAGAAGGUUGAGCUUCCUUUCACCAUCGAUUUGGAGGAUGCAGUGUCACGUGUGUCAGCAAUAACUUAUAUGGAUGAAUCAACCGAUCUACCAGAUGCUUUGAGAUACCUUAUGAACUUUCUGAGGAGUAACGGACGUCCCAGUGUUGUUAGAAAGAUCAUUGUUUUCUCUGAUGGUAGGUCCUCAGGAAGUGCGCAAAGCCAGAUUGCAGCACAGGCCGCAACAGCUUUAAACCCUAAAACUGAGCUGUUUGCUGUUGCUGUGGGAAUAUUCCAUGAGGUAGGAAUUUGCCAACUGGUAAGUGGGAAGGAAAAGAAUUUCAACUUUAACCAAAUCGAGAACAAAGUGUUCCGUGUUUCCGAAUACAACAAUCUAUUAAAAAGGAUCACGUUGCAGAGCUUCUUGAAGAAAAUUACGUAAUGAACAUAGGAAGAAAAAGAGUUGGAAGGCAUAUUGCAUUUUGUUGUUAUUUUUAAUUUGUCUAGUUGUAUACAAUGCGGCAAGCAUGUUGGGAUUUCUGUUAAUGAACAGUGUAGAACAAAUGGAGAGUUAUUAAAGCAAUGUUAACUUCCACUAAAAA